This is a messenger RNA of Arxiozyma heterogenica, 993 nucleotides long. RefSeq names its product prephenate dehydratase PHA2 (gene PHA2). The transcript has a single exon. Gene Ontology annotation, molecular function: prephenate dehydratase activity; chorismate mutase activity. Gene Ontology annotation, biological process: L-phenylalanine biosynthetic process. The record is from RefSeq and is a predicted model, not a curated record. Bases 1 to 993 code for a protein of 330 amino acids. NCBI's taxonomy places the organism in Eukaryota, Fungi, Ascomycota, Saccharomycetes, Saccharomycetales, Saccharomycetaceae. Gene Ontology annotation, cellular component: cytoplasm.
AUGUCUCCUACACGUGUGAUUUUUUUAGGUCCUAAAGGUACCUAUUCUCAUCAAGCUGCUUUACAACAAUUCAGUGAUGAGGGUUCUACAGUUGAAUAUAUUCCAACACAAUCUAUCCCGCAAUGCUUCAAUGAUCUAGAAAAUAAUAAAGACAUCUCUUACUCUGUGGUUCCUUUAGAAAAUUCAACAAAUGGACAAGUCGUGUAUUCUUUCGAUUUAUUAAGAGAUAAAAUGCUACAAAAGGAUACUUCAAGGAUAGGUAAAAGAGUAGUUCCUGAUUUAGAAGUUGUUGGAGAACAGUACGUGUCAAUCUCACACUGUUUAUUGUCUUCGUCUACUUCAAUCUCAUCUAUAAACGAUUUAUCGACUUAUAAAAAUAUCAAAAUUUAUUCUCAUCCACAAGUCUGGGGCCAAGUAUCAAAUUAUUUAAAUAAAUUGAAAUCAAUAUGUGGUACUAUUCAAUUGCUUGAUGCUGAUUCAACUUCCAACGCUGUGAUUUUAGCAAAGGCAGAACAAGAUAAUUUGGAUCCGACCAACAAAGAUACAAUAUAUUUAUCUAUUGCAGGGGAAACAGCUGCUUUUUUGGAUCAUGUUAAUAUUAUUGAACGUUCCAUCAAUGAUAUUGUUGGAAAUACCACCCGAUUUCUUGUUUUAAAGAGAACAAAUCACAAGAUUGAACCUAAAGAAACUGGCAAUUCAAAUGGAUCAGUCAACGUCAGCUUAUUAACCUUCACCAUAGAACAAGAUGAGCCUGGGUCUUUGGUGGACGUGCUGAACAUUUUAAAAGAACAUUCUGUAAAUAUGUCAUCUAUUCAUUCCAGACCAUAUAAUAGUACUACAUCACCAAGAAAAUGGCAGUAUGUGUUUUUUAUAGAAUAUACAUUCAACCAUGAUAAGACAGAUAUUGACUUGUUUUAUAAACAAUUUGAUGAGAAAUGUCUUCAAUGGUGUUUAUGGGGUAUUUUCCCAAGAAAUGAAAGAUAUUACCAAUAG